CCAUACCUUUACUGCAAACCUAACGCCGUGGAAGUACCGCGUUAGGUUCCCUGCCACACCAACGAGGAAAACAUAGUCCAAGCUACAGGAAAAGUGAAGUUGAAACCUGAGAAGCGGCGAUUUACAAAUAACGCUGAGCAGCACCCUAACAGGUCGACUAUAAGAGUGGGUAGAGGAAAGCUCGCCAGACCUCAGCGGGGUGAGUGGAGUAUGCAACGCUAUAUAAGGGGAUCCAUGCCCUGCCAGUAUCACUUCACAAAGACGAGCACCGCGAUGCGACGGAUAGCAGGAGUGUUACUGUGCCUGGUGGCAGCGGUGGCGGUAGAUGCUGCAGAAGCGAUGAAGGAAGCCGCUCACCACGAAGUCAGCGACAUCAGGUCGGCUUCUGCCGAAAGAAACGCUAAUUCAGGCGUCGUUCAGAUUGGUGGCCAGCGAUUGUUGGGAGUGUCGUCCACAACCACGCACACCAGUGUAGUCAUGGUCACCUCCACCGUGUUCUUCUCCUGUCUCUCCGGUACAAGCGCCGCGGUGUGCGGCGGUCGCCGGCGGAAGAAAAGUGUACCAACUAUGGUUGAGUUUGAUGAUGAUAGUGACACCAGCCGUGCCAGCAGGGCCCUGGACGGUAGCCUUGUUGAUCCAGAUGGGACAAAAUCUUAUGCCUCCGAUUCUUCCGACUCCUCUUCGGAUUCUCGCCAGGUCGAUAAAGACGGCAAAUUUCAGUUCCUCACCGUUUGGAGUGCCGUCAGCACCACCACCACUGUCACCAUGCUCUACACCGAUACCAACACCACCAUUCGCCUUUCCUAUUACUGCCAGGCUGGCUUCCAGCAACUGCCCAACGGAUGCGGUUAGUCAGCCUGCUAGUAUGUCACAGGUGGUAUGGAUGAAUCCUGAUGCGGAUCCUUCCCACCGAGGCGACGACAUUAUCCUGCAAUGAUGGCUACUGUAUUUAUUUUGUACAUGAAUAAGAGAAUCCAAGUAAUUAUAUGCACCUAUCUCC
Molecule: messenger RNA, 1000 nt
Organism: Portunus trituberculatus (swimming crab)
Lineage: Eukaryota; Metazoa; Arthropoda; Malacostraca; Decapoda; Portunidae
Exons: 4
Coding region: 211-852 (213 amino acids)
Source: RefSeq, a predicted model, not a curated record